UUUUCUUUUUUUGAUUGCUGAAACCCUGUUCAUCAUCCGGAAGACGUUUGCUCGGAGAGGAAAACGAUCAACGGAGGAGUUCGGUCCACACGCACCCUUCCAGGAUCUGCGCCGGAAUCGAGCGCCCUCCGUUGGAUCUCAGCAGACCACAGCAUAGAGGAUAGCAGAUGCUACCACAGUGUCAUAGAAGGUCCUUAGAGUCCUGUCCACCCAAAAGGAUCUUAGCCGCCUUAACAGGAUUGUGUGCGCCUACUAGACAUGAAGAAUCUCCUUUCCAUCAGUAUGGAUGGGCCAAAUAUAAACUGGAAAUUUCUUAAUUUCCAAAACCCUGGUUCCCUGUUCGUUCCCCUUUGACACCCUACCAACAAUGGCGGUGUCAUCUGAAAACUUCUGGAGGUGGCAAGUGUGGACUGGAUCGUGUUGAAGGCAUGACUCUCACAGUGCUCCUGGCAAUCUCCAGGAGCAGAACUGGAUGCACCUGCAGAAAGCAGACCAAGCAUGCCACUGGGAAUAAGACAUGGAUAGAUAAGAUAACACUGGGAUUACUGGGAAAGUGCCAGUGAGGGCAGCCUUUUAGGGAGCAGGACAAAGAAAGCACAGGACUGACACGGGGGGACUGUGUUGGCAAAGAUGAGAGGAAGUGAUGUGCAGCACUGAAGCCUGGACAGGAAGAGCAGCAGGUGGUGUGUGACUGCGGGGGCGUCUGUGCUGCGUUUGGAUACCCAAACCGUCCAGGCGCGGCUCCAGUUUUAGCCAAUAAAACCAGUAAACUUAAUAUUUUCUGACAUCAUGUGGUGCAGUUCGAUUUCGGUUCCCUCAGAAUGCACACCUCAUAUCCUCAGGUUUUCCCACUGACCUGCUCUUCCAUUUCCGUUCACAUAACAUUUAUUUCUACGUUUGUUUGUGCCGCAGCUCUGUUCAUUAUCAGAAGGGCAGUUCCAGCCCCAGAGUAAUGUAAUGCUCAGCAUGGAUAAUGGUUAAGUGUCGUGGGAGGGCCCCGCCUUCAGCUACAGCCUUUUCAGGGGGGUGUGUUUUUAAAUCAUUUUCAAAGCUUGGUUAAUGGUUUUGAUGGGGUGACAAGAUCACAGACACAAUGGGAAACUACACAAUCUAUUUUGGUGCACAAGACUAAAGCAACUGACAAUUGUGCCAAAUGGUGACAAUUCUACAAAAUCAUUUGCAUAUGCGCAUUAAAACAUUUGGAGAUUUGUGUGAAGCGAUGAGAAAUGAUGUUCUGCUGUGCAGAAGUGCCAUUAUGGUGCGGGAAUUAUACUUUUUUUUACGGAUGUUAAUUGUCAUUUGAGAAAUGCGCAAAGGCAGCCGAGACAAAAUGUUUUGAGUGAGUUACAGGUUUUUGCAGCUAAACGACAGUGUUGAUCUAUAUGCAUGAACUGUUUGGAGAAGUGCACUUUUAGAGAAUGUUAAGUAUGUGUCAUGAAAUGUGGCAAAGCAAUCAAACUAACUGCCAUCUAUUUUCUCUUUUCGGUACUUAUCUCUUCAUCUGAAAUUAUCUCAUUAUUUCACACGCUGGCCACACGCUUUAGUGCUGUUAUCUGCCGUUCAACAAUAACCACAAACCAUUUUGGAUUCUGCUUUUUUGGGAGGUGAGAGCAGCAAAUGAUGGUGAGAGACGGCGAGAAAGAGGCCAAGCAAAGGGAGAGAAACUGCAAAGCCGCUGCCGUUUGCAGACGUGUUAAUGCCUGACACACUGCAGCACAGCGGACAGAAUCAUUACCUGUCAUUCUGAGCAGCACUAACCGGCCUGACAGAGAAGCGGCUCACUGGCUCAUGCAUAAAGCAGCCGAUUCAGACAGAAAGCUCUGAGCUGCUAUCAGCUAAAGGCUGUCAGCCUGGAGCCAUUAGCCUGUCCCAGGAUGCACAGGGCACAGCCUCAGGGUCACCAGCCUAUCGGAGGACAUUUGCGCACAGUCUCGGGGUCAGCAGCCUAUCGGAGGACAUUUGCGCAGUCUCGGGGUCAGCAGCCUAUCGGAGGACAUUUGCGCACAGCCAAACACUACAGACAGUUGAGAGACACAAAAACACCAGACUGACUGUGUAGCUUUCGGUUAUGGGAGGAGACUCACACAGCAGAGGGAGAGCAUGCAAACUCCACACAUGCAGAACGGAGGUGGGAUUCGAACACACAACCCCGCGAGUGCCUGGCGCGAACUGUGGUUAUGUUCAGUCCUUUUAAGGACUCACUGUAAAAGAGCUUCCUGUUUCAGCUAAGCUGCCUCGCCUCGUUACUGCCGCCGCGAUCCCUGGGUCUGCUAAGCGCUACAGUUAUAAGGUCAUGCUAACAUUAAGGUUGGCUAGAUCACUCAAGAUGGUUCCUACCGUAAUGCAUGCAUAGGCUACAUGGUUAAAUAAGCAAAUUCCCAGUAUUUGAAGAAUACAGAUUUUUGCACAUAUCUGCAAGCGACAGGCGAGUGUGAUCUCACACUUUUUUUCUUUUCUCUGCCCCCGGCUCAUGUAGCCUUUUUGGGGCCAUUUCCGAAAUUCUUGUCAGGGGCAAACAAACAACCCACAAAGGGACUGGGGGCUUCAUAUUAGGGGUCCAAGCACAUUGUGCUGGAACCCCAUUGGUUUUCAUUUUAUUAUUUCAAAUCAUUGUUUAUAUCUUGUACGAUGAUUUACUGGUGUCUACUGCUCCAUCUCAGAUUUAAGUAAUUCAUAUCUAUGAGUAUUAUAAUGAUCAUUAGGCUGUUACUGUGCCCCCCCCCCUCGACAUUUGGUGCCCAACACACAGCCUGUGAUGUGUUUGUAUGUAGCAGCGACGCUGGAUUAAUACAUUGAUAGUUUAUAUUACAUUUUAGCCAGCAGUGCUAAUGAUGUCCAUCAACAAUGAGCUCAUUGAGGGAGGGGCACUUCCUCUUUAGCGUAUAAACCAACAUCCUCUCAGGCCAGGAGACAAACACAAACCGGCUCGCUGAGAGCCAGAUGCCUGCAGAUAAAAUGCAGUGGAUGGAGUUUAUCACUGUGGGGCUGCUGCUCUGUACUGGGGGUCCUGCUGCAGGUGCCGGUGGGGAAUCCCUUGCUUUAUACGUCACAGAGGGAGAUGACAUCACUCUACCGUGUAAAAAUGUACAUUAUCCUGACUGCUCCUCAACUACGUGGCUCUAUGCUGAGAGGUCAAACAUACCUGCUGUUGAACUGGUCGCUCAUGGGAAGAUCAAAGAGUCACAGAAACACAGGAGACUAAAUGUGCCGGCUAACUGCUCUCUACACAUUAAUAAUGUCAGCGCUGAACACGCUGGGUCGUAUACAUGUCAGCAGUUUAUCAAUGGACAGAAAUACGGAAAUGAUACUGCUGUGUUCCUGUCUGUUCUUACCGUGAGAAAGUCGCAGUCCGGCGGCACCGUGACCCUGCAGUGUCUCCUGUACACCUCUCAUGAUGGACAGUGUCCCCCAUUUCACACUGUGACUCUGCGGUGGGUUAGUGACACAGACCCCCCGGGGCAGAUAGAUCCCAGCUCCCAGACACACACAAACCCCUGUAUCUCCACUCUGUCGAUUGACCAUCGGAGGACAGAGAAGGACCAGAGGAAAUGGCGAUGCCAGCUGCUGGAUACGGGGAAGGUGAAGCUGACAUCCAGCCCUGAACAGGGUCGUGGUAAAACUACAGGAAACAAACACAGACCUACAGUGAAAACACCCACAGCCAUUUCUGUGACUGUUUGUCUUUCUCCUACAAAAACUCAACUGACAGACAGUCCUGAAGACAACAAUGACUAUAAGGGAACUACACUGAAGACACCAACUCACACUGGUUCCCAUACUAACCAUACAAAUCACACAACUGUAGAUGUACCAAUUACUGGAGCAGGAUUCCUGCCAGGUAUCGGGGCUGCAGCUGCUGUGUGUCUGGCUGCUGUCGUCAUGGUGACGUACAGGAGGAGAGCAGAUGGUUCUUCACCUCCCCGCAUGUCAGAGAAUGACAUGGCAUCCAAUCCGAACACGACAGAGGACGAAGUCACCUAUUCCAUGGUCAAUCAUCUGGGACCGAAAAAGAGAGAGCGAGCAAAUCCUGACGACUUUACAGAAUAUGCCACCGUCAGAAUUGGGGCCUAAUCCCCUCAGAAUCAGAACCUUUACCUGAAAUAUGUACAAAUAUACACACUGUUAAUAGCCGCUAUCAUCACCAGUGCAAAUAUACACACUGUCAAUAGCCUCUAUCAUCACCAGUGCAAAUAUACACACUGUUAAUAGCCGCUAUCAUCACCAGUGCAAAUAUACACUGCUUUAUUAGGUUAUUGCCUUUCUGACACUCAGCACUGGAGCAAAACCCAUACAAUCUUGCUCUUGCCACUGGACAUUCACUGGAAGCCUAGUUGCACUUAUGUCCAGUUGGCUCCUUUACAGCUGUAUGCUUGUGCAGGGCCGGUCAGUCCUACAGGCAACAUAGGCGCCCGCUUAGGGGGACAACUCCUGAAGGGGUGUCAGCUUCCUCGGCGGUUUCACUUUGCCUCGGAUGGGGGGCGCCGGCAGCUCGCCUAGGGCACCACACGACCUGGGACCGGUACUGCGCUUGUGAUUUACUCUCUGCCUCGCCUCACUGGCUGGGACCGGUACUGCGCUUGUGAUUUACUCUCUGCCUCGCCUCACUGGCUGGGACCUGUACUGCGCUUGUGAUUUACUCUCUGCCUCGCCUCACUGGCUGGGACCUGUACUGCGCUUGUGAUUUACUCUCUGCCUCGCCGCACGGGCUGGGACCUGUACUGCGCUUGUGAUUUACUCUCUGCCUCGCCGCACGGGCUGGGACCUGUACUGCGCUUGUGAUUUACUCUCUGCCUCGCCGCACGGGCUGGGACCUAUACUACGCUUGUGAUUUACUCUCUGCCUCGCCGCACGGGCUGGGACCUGUACUGCGCUUGUGAUUUACUCUCUGCCUCGCCGCACGGGCUGGGACCUGUACUGCGCUUGUGAUUUACUCUCUGCCUCGCCUCACUGGCUGGGACCUGUACUGCGCUUGUGAUUUACUCUCUGCCUCGCCUCACUGGCUGGGACCUAUACUACGCUUGUGAUUUACUCUCUGCCUCGCCGCACGGGCUGGGACCUGUACUGCGCUUGUGAUUUACUCUCUGCCUCGCCGCACGGGCUGGGACC
This is a messenger RNA of Brienomyrus brachyistius, 5106 nucleotides long. RefSeq lists its product as uncharacterized. The coding region runs from base 2941 to 4071 and encodes 376 amino acids. Gene Ontology annotation, cellular component: external side of plasma membrane; membrane raft. The transcript has 12 exons. NCBI's taxonomy places the organism in Eukaryota, Metazoa, Chordata, Actinopteri, Osteoglossiformes, Mormyridae. The record is from RefSeq and is a predicted model, not a curated record. Gene Ontology annotation, molecular function: MHC class II protein binding; protein tyrosine kinase binding. Gene Ontology annotation, biological process: T cell activation; interleukin-15-mediated signaling pathway; positive regulation of ERK1 and ERK2 cascade.